Gryllus bimaculatus (two-spotted cricket) is the source of this 2962-nucleotide messenger RNA. The record is from the annotation of a GenBank genome assembly. NCBI's taxonomy places the organism in Eukaryota, Metazoa, Arthropoda, Insecta, Orthoptera, Gryllidae.
AACAUUGCAAGCUGCGCGGUAGAAGCGGGUGGUGGUGGAAAAUGUGGGGGUUAUCAUAGCAAGUUAGCGAUGUCUAAAUUUGAAAUUCACAGGGUACUCGAGGUCGAUUGUGAGUUGUAGUUAACGAAGCAUGAUAACUUUUUAAAAAAAAGCCUCCAGAUAUAAUCUGUUGUGCGAUUCCAUUCUGUAAUGUGUAGUGGGGCAUGGGAUAUGUCUAAUAGUCCAAUAGUGUAAAGUUUAUUAAGUUUCGUCUUAAGUGCCGAGAUAUUAAAGUUUUCAUAGUGAUAUUGAAGUUGAAAUCCUGCUCAUCAUGAAAGUGAACAAAGCUCCAUGUGGUGUUACUCACACAGUUACAAUUGCUAAAGGGAAUAUCACAAGUUCAGAAGGAGGGGAUAGUGUAAAAGGAGGAAUACUAAAGGGAACAAAAUAUGCAUGGCUCUGUCAGGGCCCAUUUUUGAAAAUUAUAGAUGUAUCAAGUGGAGAGAAGAUUGCUGGAUGGAGAUUUGGUGCUGCUUGUUCUGAAUUUGUUACUGAAGUGACAUGUGCUGUGGAACUUCCACAUUGUGAUGAUGCUAGUAAUUUAAAACAGAUUGUCUUAGGCCUAGAAUGCGAGGUUAUUGGUGGAAUGAUAUGCAUUUUUGAUGUACAAGGUUCUAGGUUAUUGAGAGCCAUUCGUAUUCCAGGAAAGCCUUUGUCAUUAAGUGUUGUGGAUAGUGGUAGCAGUGGUUGUGAAGGACGAUACCCUCUUCCUGGGCUGCUUAGUUCAAUGAGUGGAAUUAUUGCUGUUGGCUUACAGGGAGGAAGUGUAUUUCUUUCUGAUUUAUGCCGUGUUUCUUGUGACGAAUUAAUCAACACUUGGUUCAAUGAUGACAGAGAAGAAGUUCAUGAUGAAAUAAAUCCAUGCCAGCUUCUACUUAUUAACAAGGACGAUGAUGUCUCAGACAAGUUGGAAAAAAAAUGUGCUGCAGCUGCAGUGUCUGGAGAUCAUUUGUGUCUUCUUCUAAAUGAAUCUGCAUUUGUGCAAGACAAUUUUCUUCUUUUGGAACCUGGAGGCAAUGUAUGUGCUUGUUUUAAGGCGAGGAACAUUGGGGUUACUUCACUUCUGUAUGUUCCACGUAUUGCAAGCCUGAUUGUUGGUUACAGUUUUGGUUCUUUCCAAUUGUGGAAUCUAAUGCAUUUGUCUUUAAAUUAUACCAGUCGCUUAAUGAAAGACCCAUUGCCUGUGAUGCAUUUAGGAUUUCAAGAACCAUCUGAUGAUCCCUGUAACUUUUGCUAUUUAUGGGCUGUGCACAGUAGCACAGAUGAAUUUCCCUCUUCCAGCCCACCAGUAGGAAUCAUGUACGCUUUAUCAUAUGAAUCUAAGGAAUGGGUUGAUGGCUAUGGGUAUCUUUAUCAAGAUUAUCAGUCUUGCCAUUUUCGUUUUGAAUACAAUUUGGAAGUGGAGUCAACUGAAGAAGUUGACAGUGUGACUUGUAUUUCAUUUAAUUCUCUGAGUAAUGUUGCCUCUCAGAAAAGCAUUCAAGAAGAUGGAUGCGAUGAAGGGACUUCUGAAAAUGAUUUCAGCCUAUGUAUUUUUGUUUGGGAAACAUAUGAUUCUGAGAAUAAACCUAUUUCAACGUACCUUUCAUUAUUUGACUUGAAUCAGUGGUACAAGGAUCAGAUGCCUGUACGAGUAACAGAUUCAGAAGAUGAAAAUUUAGGAUACUUGGUGACUUUUUCUUUGAACUGUAUCAGACAAAAAGAAGUAUCACAAAUCGAAACCCCAUUGUUGGAUAUAAGAGUUGAUCCACAAAAUCUAUCCCAAUUUAAAUCCUUCCAACCUCAAGAAGAGCAUUUUCAUCCUUCAGCUCUUUCAUUUGUUUCACAUUGUUUACUGGAAGACAAAAUUGUGUCUCUAUCGCAUCCUGGAUUACAACGUUAUCUACUGCUGUAUAUGGAAAAAGAAGGUCCUAUUUGUCUACUACGUCCUCUUAAUUUGUUCAAACACUGUGUAAUGGUUGGUUUGAAACCAGUUUUGGUGGAUAUCAAUGGUUCCAGUGAUGUACCAGCUGUUACUCAAAGAGAAUUCCUAUUGUCUGUUGCACUUGAAAAUCAAAUGUUAGGUUUUCUACAUCGGUGUGCCUCAGAUUGGGCGAAUGGUUCUGUCAGUGGUGUGGAUUGUUCGUUACCCAUGCUUUUAAGCUGGGGUUAUCAACGAGCUAUGGUGUUGCAACAAACUGCAGAUAGUCUCUGUAUUCACUUGUUUGAUCAUACUGGUAUCCAAUUAGACAAAAAUGAGUGCCGCCUUCUUGAUAAUUGUGCUAGUCAAUUACGUCAGCUUGCAACUUUGUUUGAGGGUAUUCUCAACGAUUGCAGACUCCUCAAUUUAUUAAAUUUGGAAGAUUUCAAACAGAAAACAAACAAUCUGAACUUAAUUGCAUUAUAUUUUGAAGUCCUAUUAUGGUUUCUUAAUGUAGGAUUAUUGCCAGAAUUUCCAGAGGAGUUUGACAAUGAAACAUCCAAUGACAAAAUUCCAUAUCCAGCAUCAGUUCUCACAAAGUUUUAUUCAAACAGGAGAAUUGAAUUCAAAAAUUUGAAUUUAAAAAAUGACACGAAAGCUUCCCUGUACAUUGAUCAAUUACUUCAAAAUGAAAGUAAUGGUCCUGAAUUAGCUAAUUUAUGGAUAAGUGAUGGAGGUUCUGGGAUGUUUCCUCCUCCUUCUAUCCAAAGUUUAUUAGCUAUGUAUUUAUUAGAUGGAAUUGAUACACAGACCAAAAAUUCCAUAGUUAUUUAUGUUUUCUUGGAUUUGGCAACUCUUCUUGAUCCUGAUAGGUAUAGUCGAACAAUUGAGUAUUUUGUGAAAUUUCCAUGCGCUUUCUAUAUGACACCAAGUAUUAUAAAAGUUACCCAGGCAUUCUGGCUUUUGGAUCAAAAACAUUUUGAGGUAAGCAUUUAAAACUGAUGAAGGGUUUGUCUUCAGAUA